This is a messenger RNA of Penaeus vannamei (Pacific white shrimp), 4332 nucleotides long. Lineage: Eukaryota; Metazoa; Arthropoda; Malacostraca; Decapoda; Penaeidae. The record is from RefSeq and is a predicted model, not a curated record.
AGUUGGGCGUGCACGAACGGUUUCUCUCCACCACACUUUCACCUGCGCCCCUGGAUCUCGUUGGAAGGACGACUGCAAUACGUGCACGUGUUCGGACACUGGCAUUUCUGCCUGUACCCUGAUGGCUUGUUUCGGUGAUGCCCAGCAAAGUUCUGACGAAUCUGUGUGUGAUGAAGAAGAUCGAGAUGGAAAAUUGACGAGUGUAACUGGUGCAAGUGUAUCAGAGGCUCACCAGCGUGCAGCAGUAGGCCUUGUGACGACCAUCAGCCUCUGACAAGAGUUGACGGAGAGGACGACAUCCCACCUGGAGGAAUCUGCAAACCCGGAUCUGCCUGGAAGCCGGACUGCAACUGGUGCACGUGUACUCAGGACGGUAUGAGUGCAAGCUGUAAUCUGAGGGCUUGUCUUCCGGAUUACGUUCAGGACCCACGAGAAAAGGUGUGUGAGAAUGGGUCGAAGUGGAAGCUCGACUGCAACACCUGUGUGUGCGUUGACGAGAGAGCACGUUGCACACGGAAGGCUUGUGAUGUUUCACGGACAACAGAAUUGCCCCCUGAUGCAGUGUGCAAACCCGGGUCAUUCUGGAAAGAAGAAUGCAACACGUGUAGGUGUUCCAGCACUGGGAGGGCGGUAGCGUGUACUGUCAAGGCCUGUAUUGGCACUACAGAAAAUGCAGAUGAACCGAAGUGUACUGACGGAUCAAAAUGGAAGCGAGACGACUGCAAUUGGUGUGAUUGCGUUGAGGGAAAAAUCCGCUGCACCCAGAGAGUGUGUGGCCACCCUACACCACAGAUACGCCAGUUUGAAGAAAAGGAGGAAAUGUGUACCGAAGGCUCGAGAUGGAGAGUUAGCUGCAACUGGUGUAGCUGCAUGAACGGUACAGGAGGAUGUACCAAGAAAGGAUGCCCUCCAGAUUUUGAAGAAAGGACAGAUGCCCCUGAAUGUGAAGGGACUUCCAGAUGGAAGAAGGAUUGCAACUGGUGCAACUGUCAUAAUGGCAGAGGGAUUUGCACAACAAGAGCUUGCAUAAGCACCCCUGCUGUGCAUUCUCAGCCAACAGUGGAAGUAACAGUGACUCAAGAGGAACCUGAGUGUACAGAGGGAUCACGCUGGCUACAGUCAUGCAACUCCUGCCGUUGUAUUGAAGGAAAAGCAGCUUGUUCAAAGAGAAGGUGUAUCCCAGAUUUUGAGCCCUCACCAGACGAGCCUGUUUGUCAUGGCAAUUCCAGUUGGAGAGUGGACUGCAAUUGGUGUAACUGUGCAAAUGGAAAAGCCAUUUGUACUUAUAAGGCUUGUGGAGUACAACGACCUCAAGCACCACCAGUGGCAGUAACUGUCACACGAGAGGAAGGAGCCACAUGCACUGAAGGAUCUCAUUGGCGUCUCGACUGCAACUGGUGUCGUUGCAUCAAAGGCCAAGGGGCAUGUACUAAGAGAGGAUGCAGCGCUGAUGAAGCCCCAGGUCCCGAUGACCCUGUAUGUGAAGGAACUUCAUCAUGGAAACGUGACUGCAACUGGUGUAACUGUGAAGAUGGAAAGGCAGUUUGCACGGAAAUGGCAUGUGACCUUGAAGGUCGAAGCUUUGGUUCAGUUGGUGUACAGGAAAACCCAACUCCGAAACCCUGCAUUAAUGGAACAACAUGGUCAGCGGAUUGUAACAAAUGCUCCUGUGUGAAUGGAGUUGGCAGAUGUACUCGCCGCUUUUGCCGUCACCCACCUGUCAACCCCAUCUGUAAUCUGCCAUCAGUUUAUCCAGAUGUAGACAGAUGUCGCGGAUUUGAAAGUUUGUGGACAUUUGACAGCUAUGAAGGAAGAUGUGUAGCAAUUGUCUAUGGAGGUUGUGGAGGAACGGAGAACUUGUUUGAGACGAAGGCAGCGUGCGAAGCCAAGUGCACCAGAGCCGCUCAGGGGUCUCUUCGAUCUGCAGCAGGUAGCCAAGAAGACAAAUGCCAACUGAAACUCGAGUCUGGACCAUGCUUUGGCCUUUUCUAUCGCUAUGGGUACAACUCUGCCAAUGGUCGAUGCGAGCAGUUUAUAUUUGGAGGUUGUGGUGGAAAUGCCAACAACUUUGAGACAGCCCAAGAGUGCCAGGAGCAAUGUGGAGGAGGAGUGCCCGUGUCUGACUCAUCAUGUGAUCGGACAAAAUGCCCCUGGAAGCGCUGGGCUCAUUAUCUCGUCAAGAACUGCAUCCCACAGUACGAGGAUGGUGCCUGCUGUCCGACUAGCUUCUCAUGUCCUCCUUCAGACUCUGUUAUACCAGACCCAACGAAAUGUUACUACAGAGGUAAUUUCUACGAAAAUGGUGAAGAAGUGCCUGUGGAAGACGUCUGUUCAGCUAGCUGUCGUUGCCAUGCCGAGACCGCGCCUCAGAUACACUGUGCCAACAUUGAGUGCCCUAGCUUGUUCAGGCCUCCUCGCCCUGGGUGCCGUCUCCUCUUCUCUCCUGACCAGUGCUGCUCAACAGACGAGGAGUGCCGGGACCCCGCAGCACCACCAGACUUAGAGACUCGUGCUGUUGGGUGCUCAUGGGGCAACAAGACUUACCAAAUUGGAGAUAAGAUGUACUUCGAUGAUUUCCAAUGCCAGUCUUGUGUGUGUACUCCAGAGUUCACAAGCCCAACAGGUCCUGGUUGUUCAAAGAUUGACUGUGGAUUUGAAUUCCGAUACACCUCCAGGCUUGCAGAUGGUUGUGUGCCAAUUUUCUUCGAGGAUAAGUGUUGUUCCAUUGACUGGCUGUGUCCUGGAGACAGUCGCAUCACACCAACUGAUGCAGUACAGCAGCAACAAAGAGUUUCACCACAGAAAAAAGAUGAUCAGUGCCAUUUAGGAGAGCUCACUAUUAGCCACGGUUCAAAACUCAACAUUAACAACUGCAGGAUUGACUGCAGGUGCACAACACCUCCUGAGCUGACCUGUGUUCAGUACAGGUCAUGUGAGUUGGCUGCAGAGGUUACCCAACCAAAAGAUUGCCCUGAAGUAAACUGUCCUCCAGCAUGCCAGACUAUUACUGAUGUUGCCACUGGGUGUCCAGUAUGUUCCUGCACUAAAUAUACUUUCUCCUGUGAAAAGAAGGAAUGCCCAAGUGGCUGUCGAACUGAUUUUGACAGCAAAACUGGUUGUCUUACUUGUAAAUGUCAGUGUCCUAAACACCCAGUCCCAUGUCCCAUGGACUGUGCUGUGCGACAUGUUAUGGAUGAAACAACAGGGUGUGAGGUGUGUGAAUGUGAUCCCAAUAACCCUGGGAAUCCUUUUGUUCCUCUUGGUCGCUCCAAUUGUCCCACCUAUCCUCUUGGACGUCUCCCAUGCCCUCAGGAUUGUGCAGUCAGAACAGUUGUAGAUGAGAGAGGUUGUGAGAAAUGUGAGUGUGAUCCCAAUCAUCCUGGAAACCCAUUUGGCCCUCCACAACGCUCUGACUGUCCCACAGACUACACUGGACGAGCUCCAUGCCCCAUGGAUUGUGCCAUUCGUUAUGUCACUGACCCGGAAACAGGCUGUGAGAAGUGUGAAUGUGACCCUGCAAAUCCUGGUCAUCCCUUUGGUCCUCCCCUUGGUUCAAAUUGCCCCAGAGGUCCAUCAGGAAAACCCCCAUGCCCCAUGGAUUGUGCCAUUCGUUAUGUCACUGACCCGGAAACAGGUUGUGAGAUAUGUGAAUGUGACCCUGCAAAUCCUGGUCAUCCAUUUGGUCCUCAUAUUCCUCCCCCACGUAUGAAUUGCCCUGUAGGUCCUUCUGGAGAACCCCCUUGCCCCAUGGACUGUGCCAUUCAGUAUGUCACUGACCCUGAAACAGGAUGUGUUAGGUGUGAAUGUGACCCCAAUAGGCCUGGACACCCAUUUGGACCCCAAAUUAUAUGUCCUCGUGACCACACUGGUAAACCCCCAUGCCCUAUGGACUGUGCAAUUCGUAUAGUGAAGGACGAACAAACUGGCUGCGAUAGGUGUGAAUGUGACCCUAAUAAUCCAGGCAAUCCCUUUGGGCCUUAUUGACUCCAUUGGUAAAAUUUUCUUUAAAAAGGUAUCUUGAUUGGUUACCCUAUUUUGCCUUUUGAUAACUGAAAAUGUCCUGCCUUUUUAUUAUUAUUUUUUUAUAUUGCCAAAUCAAAGCCAUCUAUGGUUGUCCUUGGUAGGAACAAAUCUCAAGUUUUGAUCAGUAGUAAAGUAGGAGUUAACAGUAUAGUUCAACAAUGGAUUUAUAUGAAUUUAUGUUUAUUCAUUGUUUUAGGGGGAAGAUCCUGUUUUGCAAACACUUGUUACAAAAAGAAAUGUAUGAAUUAAUUCUUCCAUCAAAACUAGAAUUUGUAUUUGCAAAUAAACAAUGGGAUAAAGAAUGAAACA